This is a messenger RNA of Penicillium macrosclerotiorum, 2250 nucleotides long. RefSeq names its product catalase catA (gene catA). Gene Ontology annotation, biological process: hydrogen peroxide catabolic process; response to oxidative stress. The coding region runs from base 1 to 2250 and encodes 749 amino acids. Gene Ontology annotation, molecular function: heme binding; catalase activity. Gene Ontology annotation, cellular component: cytosol. NCBI's taxonomy places the organism in Eukaryota, Fungi, Ascomycota, Eurotiomycetes, Eurotiales, Aspergillaceae. The record is from RefSeq and is a predicted model, not a curated record. The transcript has 3 exons.
AUGGCUUCGAAGGUAGUGGGCGGCCUACACAAAGCACAGGAGGCAGUACAGCGAGCCAGCUCGAAAGAAAAGAAGAUAGUGGAUCUAGAGAAUGACACAGCAAAUAUCAACUCCAAGCAGCCUCUGACUACUGACCAUGGCGUUCGGGUCGAAAAUACAGACCAGUGGUUGCGAGUGGUUGACGACAAACAUACAGGUCCAUCUUUACUAGAGGAUCAGCUAGCACGGGAAAAGAUCACCCGAUUCGAUCAUGAACGUAUUCCCGAAAGGGUGGUUCAUGCCCGGGGCACUGGAGCCUUCGGCAAUUUCAAGCUGCACAAGAGCAUCGAGCAGCUCUCGUGCGCGAAUGUCCUCACAGACACUACCAGAAACACACCGGUAUUUGUGCGUUUCUCAACAGUACAGGGAAGCAGAGGAAGCGCAGAUACAGUCAGGGAUGUUCGGGGAUUUGCUGUUAAGUUCUACACGGACGAAGGGAUCUGGGAUCUUGUGGGAAAUAAUAUUCCCGUUUUUUUUAUCCAGGAUGCUGUGAAAUUUCCAGACUUUGUUCAUGCGGUGAAGCCGGAACCUCACAACGAAGUGCCCCAGGGUCAAUCUGCCCAUAAUAAUUUCUGGGACUUUGUCUAUCUGCAUUCUGAGGCCACGCAUAUGGUAAUGUGGGCAAUGUCGGACCGGGCGAUUCCACGAUCCUUCCGAAUGAUGCAAGGCUUCGGAGUCAACACAUUUGUUCUCGUCAACAAAGCCGGUAAACGGCACUUUGUUAAAUUUCACUGGAUACCACAUCUUGGUGUGCAUUCUCUGGUUUGGGACGAGAGUCUUAAAAUAGCCGGACAGGAUCCCGAUUUUCAUCGCAAAGAUCUGAUGGAAGCUAUCAACAACAAAAUCUACCCGAAAUGGGACUUUGCAAUCCAAGUGAUUCCAGAGGAACAGCAAGACGCGUUCGACUUUGACGUUCUCGACGCAACCAAAAUUUGGCCAGAGGACCUUGUUCCUCUGCAGGUCAUCGGCGAGAUGGAACUCAACCGGAACGUCGAUGAAUUCUUCCCCCAAACGGAACAAGUAGCAUUCUGCACGAGCCAUAUAGUCCCCGGAAUCGACUUCUCCGACGAUCCACUUUUGCAAGGCCGGAACUUUUCCUACUUCGACACGCAGAUCAGCCGCCUUGGGCCAAAUUGGGAGGAGCUGCCAAUCAAUAGGCCCGUGUGUCCAGUACUCAACCACAAUCGCGAUGGGAAAAUGCGACACCGUAUCACGCAGGGCACAGUGAACUACUGGCCAAAUCGGUUCGAGAACUGCCCCCCGACGAAUGCAACCGGUGACGGCGGAGGGUUCCAAACCUAUCCGGAGACUGUCCGAGGCACGAAACGGCGUGCUCUGAGCGCUAAGUUCGGCGACCAUAUAAGCCAGGCACAGCUCUUCUAUAACUCGCUUGCCGAUCACGAGAAAUUGCACGUGCGCAAGGCACUUGGGUUCGAAUUAGACCAUUGCGAUGACCCUAUGGUAUACACGCGUGUUGCCGGCCACCAGCUCGCAGAAAUCGAUCUGGCACUGGCACAGGCAGUCGCCGAGCUCGUAGGCGCCCCGGUGCCAGAGCGUGCGUUGAGCACGAAUAUUGGAAAACAGGCGCCUCGGCUUUCGCAGACUGAGUUCAUGCCCAUCAGGCCGACUAUAGCAAGCCGACAUGUGGCGAUUCUCAUCGGCGAUGGGUUCGACGCUGUGGCUUACGCCGGUUUGGUGGCUGCCGUGAAGGCUGCCAAGGGCCUGCCGGUCAUUGUUGGCACGAGACGAAAUCGCAUCUAUGCAGACGGAGAGAUGCCAAGUGGAAAAGGAACGGGAGGUGGCAUUAUUCCAGACCAUCAGUUCGACGGAGUACGAUCGACAUUGUUCGAUGCUACCUUCGUCCCUGGCGGUCCACACAUCAAAGAACUGGCCCAGAACAGCCAGGUUGAACACUGGAUUGCAGAGUCCUUUGGACAUCUAAAAGCUUUAGGAGCCACUGGGGAAGCCGUCGAGCUUGUCAAAAACUCUCUCGAGGCUGUCAAAGAGUUACAGGUUGCGUCAUCAUCGGAACCGGUGGAGUGGUAUGGCGUUGUCACUGCUGGGGGUAUACAGAAGCCCGAGAGCUUCAAGGAAACGGCUAAUAUCGUUCGAGAGGCGAAGGACUUCGUUGGAAUGUUUUUUUUCCAGAUUGCGCAACAUCGAAAUUAUCAACGGGAGUUGGCCGGGCUGGCAUCAGCCGUGGCAUUUUAG